This is a messenger RNA of Brassica napus (rape), 471 nucleotides long. RefSeq lists its product as uncharacterized. The coding region runs from base 1 to 471 and encodes 156 amino acids. The record is from RefSeq and is a predicted model, not a curated record. Gene Ontology annotation, molecular function: RNA-DNA hybrid ribonuclease activity; nucleic acid binding. The transcript has a single exon. NCBI's taxonomy places the organism in Eukaryota, Viridiplantae, Streptophyta, Magnoliopsida, Brassicales, Brassicaceae.
AUGUCUAUCCCACAGCCUCGACCCUCACCAACUCACGGUCCGGUCGAACCUAUAGACCCCGUAAGCAUACUCUGUUUUACUGAUGCAGCUUGGCACGCCACCUCGACCAAAGCAGGUUGUGGCUGGAUUUUCAUCUCCCAACAGGAUGAUCAACUGCACCAAGGCACGGCGAUGUUCGAAAACACAUCGUCAGCCCUAGUAGCGGAGGCACUAGCUAUCAGGUCGGCUCUACUCAACGCCCUCGAAGUCGGUUUUACAAGAAUCUGGAUCAAAACAGAUUGUCAAGCACUUGUGGCUUUUAUCAACUCGAAGAAUCACCCGAAGGAUCUCUACGGAAUCUCCCGGGACAUCGAGCAUCUAUCUCUCUCCUUUGAUUGUAUUAGUUUUUCCUAUGUUUCCAGAAACUUAAACUCCAAAGCUGAUUCACUAGCUAAAUCAGCAUUGUAUCUGACCACCACCAACUAUUCUUAG